AUGACGAGAUUGAAGCUGGGAGGAGAGAAGAAGAUAUCUCUGGAAGAAUACGUUGAUUUCUUCGUCUCUGACAAGUCCAUCGACUUCACCAUCUCCUACCUCAAUCAGAGAAUUGUAGGCGAAGCUGUGUACGCACUUGAUCUACUAGAUCUCUCUCGCUCGACUCUGAAACAAAUCGCAGUCUCGCCAUCGGCUUCCCCAACUCUCGACGAAGUGAUAACCGACAUCGAAACUCUCAAAUGGCAGGAAUGCUGUCUCACCUCCCUCGAGAUCAUCAAUUCCGGCGAACUUGCUCCAGCAGUGGCGAAACCGAAACGGAAAUCGAGCAAGAGGAAGAAGACGACUAAGAAGAAAUCGCAGAAAUUGGGUGACGCCAAUUGCGUCGGCGAUGAGAACGAGACCUUAAUGUUGAUGGCCCUAAAGAGGAAGAAGAAGAAGAGCAUCCGAUCUGUGAAUGAAGCAGCAGCGGCAGCGAAAUCCACCUGCAUCGUCACCACUCCUUGA
This is a messenger RNA of Microthlaspi erraticum, 504 nucleotides long. The record is from the annotation of a GenBank genome assembly. Lineage: Eukaryota; Viridiplantae; Streptophyta; Magnoliopsida; Brassicales; Brassicaceae.